Messenger RNA from Protobothrops mucrosquamatus (brown spotted pit viper), 1290 nucleotides. RefSeq names its product collagen alpha-2(I) chain. The coding region runs from base 1 to 1248 and encodes 415 amino acids. Lineage: Eukaryota; Metazoa; Chordata; Lepidosauria; Squamata; Viperidae. The transcript has 7 exons. The record is from RefSeq and is a predicted model, not a curated record.
AUGAGAUCUGGGAAGCAAAAUGCCAGAUGUCCAUCUCAUGAUUUAUCCAACAAAAUGAAGAUUAUGGUUGUUCUUGCCUCUCUUUUUGCCCUCGUUGUUCCUUUAGAGGCCAGCAGUGAAAGUGGAAGCCAUGAACGACGGAGAUACCGAUAUCCAUAUUAUCGAGCUCCAAAUUAUGGCUAUCGCAAUCCAAAUCCAAGGGGUGCUCCCAUAAUGUAUGCUAGACUGGGGCCAGUGGGAGCUCCAGGGGCCAGAGGACCAGCAGGGCCUGCCAGGCCUGUUGGGCCUGCAGGACGUGUAGGACCUGCUGGGCCUGACGGACCUGCCAGGCCUGCAGUGGCUGAUUGGGCCUCAGGUCCUCCGGGUCCUCCAGGUCCUCCAGGUCCUGAAGGUCCUCCAGGUCCUCCAGGUCCUCCAGGAGGCCUAGGACCCCCAGGAUACCCUGGUCCUCCAGGUCCUCCAGGUCCUCCAGGAGGCCUAGGAGGCCCAGGAAUCUCUGGUCCUCCAGGUCCUCCAGGACCUCCAGGUUCAAAAGGUCCCCCAGGUCCCCCAGGCCCCCGAGGACCCCCAGGUCCCCCAGGACCCCCAGGACCCCCAGGACCCCCAGGACCAGACUAUUUUCUAAAGUAUUGCAUAUUCUGCCAAUUAAUAUUAUCAGAGAUUAUUGGAGAUCUUUCUAAUACAAAAGCGGAGCAAAAACUGCACUGCAAAGAAAAAGAUUUAUCCAACAAAAUGAAGAUUGUGGUUGUUCUUGCCUCUCUUUUUGCCCUCGUUGUUCCUUUAGAGGCCAGCAGUGAAAGUGGAAGCCAUGAACGACGGAGAUACCGAUAUCCAUAUUAUCGAGCUCCAAAUUAUGGCUAUCGCAAUCCAAAUCCAAUGGGUGCUCCCAUGAUGUAUGCUAGACCGGGGCCAGCGGGAGCUCCAGGGGCCAGAGGACUAGCAGGGCCUGCCGGGCCUGUUGGGCCUGCAGGACGUGCAGGACCUGCUGGGCCUGCCGGGCCUGCCGGGCCUGCCGGGCCUACUGGGCCUGCCGGGCCUGCUGGGGCCCCAGGUGGCCCAGGUCCUCCAGGUCCUGCAGGUCCUCCAGGUCCUCCAGGUCCUCCAGGUCCUCCAGGAGGCCCAGGAGGCCCAGGAGGCCCAGGACCCGCUGGUCCUCCAGGUCCUCCAGGACCUCCAGGUCCCCCAGGUCCCCCAGGUCCCCCAGGACCCCCAGGACCCCCAGGACCCCCAGGGCCUCCCGGAGGCUAGACCUGUUCUGUUGACUGGUAAGUCCUUCUGAGAUACUUUACC